ACGUGACUCCAGCGGACGUUCUUCAUCUCACAGCUCUCUCUCUCAGUGCUCAUGAAGUUCAGCUCUUAUCAUCGCCCGUCUGUCCAGCGAUCUCUUCGUCUGAUCCACUUAUUAUAGGAAUUAAUUUCCGUCCGGAGAUGUGACUUCGUGAAGUGAUUUUGUGGGAAGUUUGUGGUUAGGUUCGCCGGAUGCGUUGGACACGUGCCCUAUGUUCUGUAGAUACCAUAAUUUUGUUGAUGGAGAGCAUUUCGAAUGACAGCCGGCACAGUGGUCAUCACAGGUGGAAUUCUGGCUGCCGUCAUCUUGCUCACUAUUGUCACAGUUCUGUGUUACUGUAGGCUGCAGUAUUACUGCUGUAAAAGAGACGAGUCGGAGGAGGGGGAGGAGGAGGCUGACGCUGCCAAGGCGUCGUCAAAUCCCCUGCGCCAGCCGAGUCCACCUGAGAGCCCGCUGAGUCUCCAGCAUUUCCCUGAAUACACGUCCUCCAAUCAGCUGCUAAUGACUGCGGAGCCUUUUGAGGCCAACGGACCGGUCAGUUACCCUCAAUACGUCCCGCGGGCGCCCUACAGGCCGCCCCGCUCGUACACUUUCUGCCCGUCCUGCUCGGGGUAUCUGCCGCUCUACAUGAGCCCGCAGGAGGGGCUGCGUAACGGAGGCGGCAGGAUCAGCUACAGGACUCUGCAGCAGGAGGAGUUAGACCUGCCAAUGGAGACGCCCAGCUUCCACAAACUCAACCUCAUCCGCUCGGUCACCAUGCAGGAAGUGCUGACGCAUCACAGCAUCAGCACCGACGUGUAGCACCUCGCGUUCACCUGAAGUAUUCUGUCAUUCACUUUCAUUAUGCUGCUUUCUGUAGCCGACGCUUUAUACAUCAUCUCCAUUCAUUCGUUCAUUGAUGUACUCAAAAAGAUGGUCACGCACCAGUGUGAUUUUAGUAUUAGUAUUUCAUUUUUAUAUUUUCCAUUUUUAUUUUUAUUUUUAAUAGAAAAGAACUCUUUCUGUUCUCUUUCUAUACUCAUCCCUUCUUGUCCUACAGCUUUUACUACUCUGAACAAUGACUGACAACUUGUAUAACAGGCACUUCUGUUUAUUUCCAUCUUAUGAGAAAAUCGUUUGUUGUAUUCCUCAAUUGUAAGUUGGUUUGGAUAAAUGCGUCUGCCAAAUUAAUAAAUGUAUUAUUUUUAUUUCUUUUUACCUUUUCCUUUUUUAGAUAAGUACAUCAAGUUGACAAAAUCUAAAUGAGAAUUGUUAUUGUAAUUUAUUAUUUAUAUAAUAUUAUAUGUUUUUUUAAAAUUAUUAUUUAUUUGUAUUUCAAACCAUGUUUUUUAUAGUUUUGGUUUUAGCUUUAUUUUAAUUUUUUUUUUUACGUUAAUUAUAAAAACCUAAUAAUUCGCUGUAUCUUUUAACCCUAAAAUGCAAUCCAAUAUUCAAAAUACAAAUGAAACACAUGUCAAAAAUCGAUAAUUCAUAUUCAUAUUCUAUUUACGUACUUUUUUGACAGUGUGUAAUAAAACAUAUUUGCUUUAUUAUUUAUAUAUGUCAUUAUUACAUAUAUAUGUAACUAAUAGGGCUUUUCAAGGGCGUGAGAACCGAAGAGUAACAUUUUGAUAUUUCACAGUUUUUUUUUGUCUAUCACAGAUAUUUACUGCUGUAGUGAAGUAGAUGAUGAAAACGUGUAUUUGGUAUGAUGAAAUGGUGUGGAUGUAUAGUAUAUUUAAUUUGUGAAAUGAUAAUGCCACCUGCAGUCAUAGUUUUACAUGUAGGAUUGUGAAGUUUGUGUAAUCUAUUUAACUGACGGGUUUUAUAAUUCUCUGCAUUCUCAUCUUUCGGUGUGUAGUGCCACUCAGUCUGCGUUGAUUUUGAUCUGAAGUCACCAGAAUAAUGAGCUGUUAUUGUCUUUUAUCUUUUUUAUUUGUUGAUAAAUGCAAUAUUUGUUAAUAUCGACUGUGUGAGGAUUUUGUGACUGAUUUCAAGCUCUUACGGUGUGAUAAGUGGACAUAUUUAACAGCACGUGUUGUUUGCUGGCCAGCGGGUUCUUGUGCAGAAAAAAAAUAUAAUUGGUCAAU
Puntigrus tetrazona (Sumatra barb) is the source of this 2066-nucleotide messenger RNA. RefSeq names its product protein FAM163B (gene fam163b). The coding region runs from base 253 to 798 and encodes 181 amino acids. NCBI's taxonomy places the organism in Eukaryota, Metazoa, Chordata, Actinopteri, Cypriniformes, Cyprinidae. The record is from RefSeq and is a predicted model, not a curated record. The transcript has 3 exons.